AUGUUACAAUACAUUAUUUUUUUAUUAUAUUGUGUAGAUGCUCUGAUUCCACCUGCAACACUUUCACCAAUAAGCAAUAUCGAUGUAAGAGUGACACCAUUGUUGAAUACCAAAAAGCCGAUAAAUCUAACCGAGAUUAAAGAACCUGAAAUUUUUGGGACAACAGCUACAUUACCCCAAAAAGUAACAUAUUUGCAAACUGGAGAAGACUAUGUUGAAGAAGGAAUGACAGACCCAAUCAAGAGUAAGUACGCUAUAAUUUUAUCGUUAUUAAUCAUAUUCAUUUCAGCAACACUCAUUCCACUGUACACUGUGCAAUUCGUUACAAAAACAACUCAAAAUUCAGCAACAACGUUGAAACCAAUAAAAACUGAUAGUUCAGGUAAAGUUCAGAAGUAUUAGUAAAAUAUUAGAGGAUUGUUUCAGGUCCAACUACACUAAAAAGUGACACAUCAACAAACUUACCUGCUGUCACUUCAAUAACAGGAACUGGUGGAUCAAACAUUUCAACUACAAAACCUAAUAAUUCAUCGAAUGUCACAUCGGUUACGAAACAUGGCAAUUCUUCUUUUCCGAACCAAUCUUCAAAAUCUCCUGGAGCCGGACCAACCGCUUUCACCUCAGUCACAAAAUCUUCUAAGCCAAGUGUUGCUACUUCAAAAAGUUCUCCUAGAAUCACUUCUGUGACAAUUUCUGGUGGUAUCAAUAACUCAUCUUCCAAACCAACAGUUGUUACUUCAUCAAACGGGUCUGGUGUCACAUCGAUUACAAAACCUGGCGAAUCAAAUGGUCAACAAACUUCAAAACCACCUGGUUCACCUCUCGUUUUUUCGUCAAAUACCCCAAGGGUAACUUCGAUUACAAAAUCUGGAGAAUCAUCUCAAACCCCGAAACCACCUACUGUCACCUCAGCACCAAAAUCUAGCGGAUCACAUCAAUCUUCGAGUUCCUCUGGCGUUACUAAAAUUGGAAGCUCUGAUAACUCAUCUCGAUCCUCAAAACCAACUCGAGUCCCGUCAGUUACAAAAUCUAGCGGAUCAGGAAGUUCUUUUCUGCCGAAUAAGUCCUCAAAACCUCCUGGAGCAGGCUCAUCCAUCUCCACUCCGGUCACAAAGUCUGGAGCCGGAGCCAGUUCCAAAAGUCAAUCUUCGAACUCGCAUGCAGUAACUUCGUCCGCUGGUGUCACAAAACCUGGCAGUUCGGGUUCUAGUUCUGAUCGAACACCGUCUUCAAAACCUACAGGUGUUACUUCAUCACACGGAUCUGGUCAACAAACUUCAAAACAACCUGCUUCGCCUCGUGUUUCUUCGUCAAAUUCCCCCAGGGUAACUUCGAUUACAAAAUCUGGAGGAUCGUCUCAAACCCCGAAACCACCUGCUGUUGCUUCGGUAACAAAAUCUAGCGGGUCAGGAAGUUCUUCCCUUCCCAAUAAAUCAACAAAACCUCCCGGAGCAGGCUCAACGGGUUCGGUUCCAAAACCUGGAGGAUCUGGUGGAUCAGGUGGUUCAAAUGACCAAAAUCAAUCUUCGAAUUCUUCUGGAGUAACUUUGCCAAAUGGCGCUAAUGUAACUACAGUUACAAGAUCUGGCGGAUCGAGUACCAGUUCUGUAUCUUCAAAUGGCGAAAAACCAUUUGAUUGGGACAAUUACACCAACGCGCCCCACUCAUCAAACAUUGAAAUCACACAUGGUAAAACAUGAAAGCCUAACUAUCAAAAAAAUCGAAUAAAUUUCAGAAACUCACACCGAUUCGUUUGCCAGAAUUCUAAAGAAUCUUCACCGUUCUGGAAGAUAUCGCAAUGUUCUUGUGAUUCCGGCGCUUGUUGUUCGAGACCAGAACAAUGACAAUAUUUUGUUCAUGGACGAAUCGGAAGCUGUUACUGGUUAUGAGUUUCUGGAGUCGAAGUACGGGGUGAGUUUUGAUAGACAUAAAUAGAUUGAAAGAGAAGAUUGAUAAAAUUUGAAACUUACAGAAAGCACUUCUACGAAAACUGAUAAAAAGCAAGGGAUACUAA
This is a messenger RNA of Caenorhabditis angaria, 2014 nucleotides long. The record is from the annotation of a GenBank genome assembly. Lineage: Eukaryota; Metazoa; Nematoda; Chromadorea; Rhabditida; Rhabditidae.